Arthroderma uncinatum is the source of this 774-nucleotide messenger RNA. RefSeq lists its product as uncharacterized. NCBI's taxonomy places the organism in Eukaryota, Fungi, Ascomycota, Eurotiomycetes, Onygenales, Arthrodermataceae. The record is from RefSeq and is a predicted model, not a curated record. Gene Ontology annotation, molecular function: carbon-sulfur lyase activity. The transcript has a single exon. Bases 1 to 774 code for a protein of 257 amino acids.
AUGACUCAUUUAACUAGCUUUACGGGUAUCCAACUCGAACUGUUUCUUUUCACGGUCAUCUUCGUUACACAUUCCAUCUCAUAUCAACUCACCAUGGCCCUCCCACCUGAUGCCCUCGAGCUCAAGGGCGGAUGUCUCUGCAAAGCCGUUCGUUAUAUAAUCAAAGUGCCUCAUGCAGAAAAGCGCGGUGUCGCCAGGGUCAUGAUGUCCGCAAAGCCUACGGACACGCAAGGGGAAAGUGAAGAUAACAACGGGAAGCCAGCGUAUGUCAACUUCGAUUUCCCCUUGCUCUCUCUCGACCACUGCAGUGAUUGCCGCCAUGCUGCCGGAACACCAGCACAGGCGUGGAUUAUCUGCCCCCAAGAAUGGAUAGAGUGGGAUGUGGAGCUACUGUCUCCGUCAAAGGAUGGAGUAGAGCGUGUAAAGCAGACAACACUCGAAGCAUGCUCGAAGGACGGACGAGGUCUCUACGAGGACAAGUCGAACUCAUCCCAGGUAUCAACUUACCAGGCGAAAUAUCCGUCCUCAGAGGACGUGACUCGGACUUUCUGCUCACGAUGCGGUACAAACCUGACUUAUUUUGCCAAACGACCUGCCUCGGACCCUAAUGGUGUGAUAGUAGAUGUUACGAUUGGCAGCAUGGACGACGAGAGUAGUGCGAUAGCCCCGCCUAACCGACAGGCAUGGUGUGAUUCUGGAGUCGGAUGGUUCAAACAGCUUGUCAGAGAGGGUGGCCCAGAGAGGUUGUGGACUAGGAAUGCUAAUGAAGGCUAG